AUGCCUGGUGAAGUGAUCGAUCGCCCAAAUCCCGAACCUGCGCCCUCGAAUGUCCCUGACUAUGUCUCGAAUCUGUUGGUCAAACUCGAUAAGCCCACAUUGGCUGACAAGACCAAUGAGGCUAUUGCAAAGUAUAGACGCGCAGCCAACUAUAUCGCUGCCGCCAUGAUCUUUCUACAGGAUAAUGUGUUUCUUCAGCGAGAUCUCAAAUUCGAAGACAUCAAGCCCCGAUUGCUGGGCCACUGGGGAACAUGUCCUGGGCUGACCUUGGUGUACUCACAUCUGAAUCUCCUCAUCAAGACCCAUGACCUGGAUAUGUUGUACGUUGUUGGACCAGGUCACGGUGCUCCGGCUAUUCUGGCCAAUCUGUGGCUCGAAGGGUCUUUGGCCAGGUUCUACCCUCACUGUUCGCAAGAUGCCCGAGGCCUGCGCAAUCUCAUCUCCAACUUUAGCACGACGGGUGGCUUUCCAAGUCACAUCAAUGCUGAGACACCGGGGGCUAUUCACGAAGGUGGGGAGCUUGGGUAUGCUCUUAGCGUGAGUUUUGGAGCGGUGAUGGACAAUCCAGAUCUGAUCGCCUGUUGCAUCGUGGGUGACGGUGAAUCCGAGACGGGGCCUACUGCAACGGCGUGGCACGGUUACAAGUACAUCGACCCGCGGGAGUCCGGAGCAGUCCUACCGAUUGUGCACGUCAACGGCUUCAAAAUCAGUGAAAGAACCAUCUACGGGCAAGUCCCCUUCUCUUCCUGA
Molecule: messenger RNA, 750 nt
Organism: Fonsecaea erecta
Lineage: Eukaryota; Fungi; Ascomycota; Eurotiomycetes; Chaetothyriales; Herpotrichiellaceae
Exons: 1
Coding region: 1-750 (249 amino acids)
Biological process (GO): carbohydrate metabolic process
Molecular function (GO): aldehyde-lyase activity
Source: RefSeq, a predicted model, not a curated record